AUGCCAUACUUGCAAGCCGUCGUAAAGGAGACCCUACGCCUGCACCCACCGGUUCCACUCAUCCCACGCAGAGCUGAAUCCAACGCGGAAAUCCGUGGAUUCACCAUACCGAAGCACGCCCAAGUGCUCGUCAAUGCAUGGGCCAUCGGCAGGGAUGGGAAUACUUGGGUGGACCCCACUUCCUUCACCCAUGGUAGGUUCUUAGGUUCUGAGGUUGACUUCAAAGGCCGAGAUUUCGAGCUCAUACCGUUCGGUGCUGGCCGUCGGAUCUGUCCCGGAAUGCCGCUUGCCAAACGGAUGUUGCACUUGAUGCUGGCUUCACUUCUACAUUCGUUUGCAUGGAAGUUUCGUGAUGGGAUGACCCCACAGGAGAUGGACAUGAGUAAUAAGGUCGGCUUCACCUUACUGAAGACGGUUCCACUUUGUGCUGUCCCCGUGCAGGGUUGA
Magnolia sinica is the source of this 447-nucleotide messenger RNA. RefSeq names its product cytochrome P450 76T24-like. Gene Ontology annotation, molecular function: iron ion binding; heme binding; monooxygenase activity. Bases 1 to 447 code for a protein of 148 amino acids. The record is from RefSeq and is a predicted model, not a curated record. NCBI's taxonomy places the organism in Eukaryota, Viridiplantae, Streptophyta, Magnoliopsida, Magnoliales, Magnoliaceae. The transcript has a single exon.